AUGCAGGAGACAAGGGUCCGAUCCCUAGUACAGGAAGGUCCCACAUGCCAUGGAGCAACUAAAACCCAUGUGCCACAACUGUUGAGCUUGUGCUCUGGAGCCAGUGAGCCGAAACUAUUAAGCCAGCAGGCCCUAGAGCCUGUGGUCUGCAACAACAGAAGCCACCGCAAUGAGAAGCUGCAGUACAACUACAGAGUAGCCCUGUUCACAGCAACUAGAGUAAAGCCUGCAUGCAGCAAUGAAGACCCAGCCCAGCCAAAAAUAAAUAAAAUUAUUAUAUUUUUUAAAAGGAAAAAAGAAAAGCAGAAAGGAUGA
Molecule: messenger RNA, 315 nt
Organism: Rangifer tarandus platyrhynchus (Svalbard reindeer)
Lineage: Eukaryota; Metazoa; Chordata; Mammalia; Artiodactyla; Cervidae
Source: the annotation of a GenBank genome assembly